Messenger RNA from Desarmillaria tabescens, 2067 nucleotides. RefSeq names its product aryl-alcohol oxidase precursor. The record is from RefSeq and is a predicted model, not a curated record. Gene Ontology annotation, molecular function: oxidoreductase activity, acting on CH-OH group of donors; flavin adenine dinucleotide binding. Lineage: Eukaryota; Fungi; Basidiomycota; Agaricomycetes; Agaricales; Physalacriaceae. The transcript is spliced from 14 exons. The coding region runs from base 1 to 1719 and encodes 572 amino acids.
AUGGUCACAGGCUCACUGUACAGGUCGAACUUCAAAGAGUGGAUGCAUCUGUUUUCGUCUCUUGUGCUCUUGUCGUUGGCUAGGGCAACCCUAGCAAGCAUCUACAACAAUGUCAACGAGUUGCCUCGGAACUUGAUCUUUGACUUUAUAGUGAUAGGUGGCGGAACUGCAGGGAAUGUAGUCGCUAAUCGACUGACUGAGAACCCAUUCUUCUCCGUCCUUGUCCUGGAAGCCGGCCCUUCACCCGAAGGCCUGCUCAAUCACACAGUACCAUUUUUCAGUAUCUUUCUUCGGGAUCAGAGCCCUUUCGACUGGAAUUACACGACCGUACCUCAGAUCGGUUUUAAUGGUCGCGCAUUGCAGUAUCCGAGGGGAAGAAUUCUGGGCGGAUGCUCCUCAAUGAACCGUUUGGCUUAUGUACGAGGAUCGUCCGAGGAUUAUGAUCGAUAUGCGAAUAUCACGGGUGACCACGGUUGGUCAUGGAACGAAAUUCAACCCUAUAUCCGAAAAAAUGAACACUGGACCCCUCCUACUGAUAAUCACGACACAUCCGGGCAAUUUAACCCUGCAGUGCAUGGCUUUCAUGGAAUAAAUUCCGUUAGCCUAGCAGGUUUUCCUUCGCCUAUCCAAGAUCGCGUGAUUCAAGUCACUAAAGAGCUAUCGGAUGAGUUCCCGUUCAAUUUGGAUUACAAUUCGGGAUUUCAGCUUGGUGUUGGCUGGGCACAGUCGACUAUCAAGCAUGGAAAACGCAGCAGCUCCUUCACCUCAUACCUAGGACCAGCAUUUAUCGGACGCCCGAACCUUCACGUACUGCUUAACUCACAAGUGACCAGAUUAUUACAGACCAACUCCGAACCUGCAGAAUUUCUUACGGUCGAAUUUGCGCAGAGCAAAGAUGCUCCUCGUCAACAAUUCAUGGCCACCAAAGAAGUCAUCAUCUCCACCGGUUCCCUAGAAACUCCAAAACUUCUGUUGAAUUCAGGCAUUGGCGAUCCAGAGCAGCUGUCACAGUUUGGCAUUAAGCCCCUUGUCAGUAUUCCUGAUGUCGGAAAGAAUCUCUCUAUUCAGCCUAUGCUCACCCUUUCUUAUUUCGUCAAUUCUACGAAUACCUUUGAUGAUAUUAUUCGCGAUCUCACCCUCAGAGGCGAACUUAUCCGUCAAUGGAACGAGACAGAUGGUGGUGGAAUUCUGGGAAACGGAGUGUAUGGCACACAUCAGGUCUUCACGCGACUUUCGAAGAAUUCAACUGCCUUUAAAGCGUCUCCUGAUCCAGCUGCAGGGCCUAAUACGGCACACAUUCAGUCUGGUACACAGAACGGCAAUAUUUCUCCUCCCCCCGAAGGUCAUUUCAUGACCAUAAGUCUCAGUCUUAACACUCCCACUUCGAGAGGGAGUAUUCAACUCAACACCACUGACGCUUUUGAUCAGCCUCUGAUUGACUUGGGCUGCCUUACCACCGAUUUUCGACCGCACGCGCAUGGGACUGGAUACAUACUCGGGCCGCUCAGCAAUAUCACCACCAGUUCGACUGAUGCGGAGCUAGAGGCCUUCAUUCGGGCUAAUGCAGCUCCUAACGGCCAUAUCGUUGCGACAGCUAGCAUUGAAAGGCUUCGCGUUGUAGAUGCAUCUAUUUUGCCAUUUGUUCCCUCUGCUAAUACGCAGUUUGCGGUGUAUAUUAUCGGCGAGAGAUGUGCGGACUUGAUCAAAGCUGCGUGGUAACUGGCUGGGUUUAUUCGGCUGCAACUUGGACGGUCAAGAAUUUACUCUUUCUGCCCGUAAAUUUCAAGGUCCCAUAUGUCAAAGCAUUUCCUAGUCUCGUACGCAUCACCGUUUUCGUGCAAUUGCAAGUAACCAUUGUGUUUGCCUGCGGCACGACAGACCGCCAUGAUUCCGCUUUUUUAUGUAAGAUUUUCCGGAUCUCUUCGAACUAUAUUCUCUUUCAAAAGCGACAAGCAAUUUUGGCGGUGUGUUCAGAUCUGGAUCUGCAGCAAAACUGAAGCACUGCAACCCUGACCUGUUUGUGGCAUCUGACAUCCUUUUCGGACCCCUCAAGGCCGUCAGGGCGAG